Messenger RNA from Rhinichthys klamathensis goyatoka, 1361 nucleotides. RefSeq names its product galactose-3-O-sulfotransferase 2. Gene Ontology annotation, molecular function: galactosylceramide sulfotransferase activity. Bases 36 to 1313 code for a protein of 425 amino acids. Gene Ontology annotation, cellular component: membrane. The transcript has 3 exons. The record is from RefSeq and is a predicted model, not a curated record. Gene Ontology annotation, biological process: glycolipid biosynthetic process. Lineage: Eukaryota; Metazoa; Chordata; Actinopteri; Cypriniformes; Leuciscidae.
CUCACACUCGGAGAGCUGAAGAUCUGUUAGUGGAGAUGGGCCUGCGCUGGCUGUGGAGGAAUCGGGUGAGCGCUUUACUGGCGGCGCUGCUGGUCUUCCUGCUGCUGACGCUCCUGGCCACACACUCCCUGCAGAACAACAGAGCUCAUGAACUGAGACCUACAUCAGACAGAAGGAGCCAGAGAAAAACCGCUGAGAAACACACUCCAAUCCCACACCAACCGGCCAAACACACACCGACCGCCAGAGCCGAGCGCCGCAGGAGAGCUCAGCCGCCCGUGGUCUUCCUGAAAACACACCGGACCGGCAGCAGCACCGUGCAGAACAUACUGUUUCGGCUCGGGGAACAAGAGAGCGCCACUUUCGCCUUUCCGCACCGCACCUACCAGUUUAACUAUCCAGACAGAUUUAGAGCGGCGUUUGUGGACGAGCUGCCCGAGGGUUCGUCUCAGUUUGACUUGCUGUGCAGCCACAUGCGUUUGGACUUGACCCAGGUGAGGAAGGUGAUGCCCCAGAACACAGUCUUCAUCACGCUGUUACGAGACCCGAUCGAGACCUUCGAGUCGGUCUUCAGAUACCACACCUCCAGCGUCCCGGCGUUCCUCAGCGCACACCGAGCCGCCGCCAGCGAAGGCAAACCCGCGCUCAAGGCGUUCCUGGACUCUCCGGAGACCUUCUGGGACCCGAAGGAACCAGGGAAUGGACUAGCCAAGAACCCCAUGAGCUUCGACAUGGGGCUCAACAACCAAAAGUGGAACGGCUCCUGGCCGGAGGACCUUGCGCAACUAGAGGAUGCGUUUCACCUGGUGAUGAUCGCCGAGCAUUUCGACGAAUCCCUGGUUCUGUUAGGAGCUCUUCUGGGAUUGGAGCACGAGGACUUGGCUUACCUUCGGCUCAACGCUCGUGCCAAAAACAGCGUGACCGAGCUGGAUGAGAACAUGCGGGCGAAAGUGCGCUCGUGGAACGUCCUGGACACGCUUCUCUACGACUUCUUCGCGCAGGUGUUCUGGGAGAAGGCGGGUCAGUUCGGGUUGGACAGGUUGAAAGCCGAGGCGGAGAAACUCAGGGAAUCUACGGAGAGGAUUCGGCGGAGAUGCGUCUCCAGGGAGUCGGUUCCCCCGGCGGAGCUCGAGGAUCUGUUGCGCCCGCGGCAGACGGAGUCGGUCACCAUCGUGGGGUUCGAGGUGCGGGGGAACCUCUCGCUGCAGGAUCAGGGGUUCUGCGUGCGGAUGAUGCUGCCUGAGCUUCAGUAUCACUCGCACUUGUACUUCAAGCAGUACGGGAGAGAUAUGAGAGCCGCUCCGGCCGACUGAACCCUCAAAUGGUCUUGUUUUGGGUGCUUCAGAAGUGACUCUUCGCAG